AUGAAUCCCGAAGUGAAAUCCGGAGGACAGCCCCGGCUUGCCCUGAUCCAGCGCGCGAUUGAAUCUGACCGCGACGCCGCGCACGCGGGAGCCGUGAGUGCCAUUCGCAAGGCGGCGGCCGGCGGGGCUCGCAUCGUCUGCCUCCCCGAGUUGUACGACCUGCCCUACUUUCCGCGGCUGGUCGCGGUCGAGUCCUGGCGGUACGCCGAGCGGCAACCCUCGGAACGGGUUGGGGAACUGGGCCGGCUGGCCGGCGAACUGGGAGUCGUGCUGGUGGUGCCGGUCUUCGAGGAGGCUGCCCCCGGCGUGCUGUUCAACACGGCCGUCGUCUAUGACGCCGACGGCAGGUGUCUCGGUUCCUACCGGAAGAAUCACAUCCCGGACGGACCCGGCUAUCACGAAAAGUACUACUUCACGCCGGGAGACCGCGGGUAUCCGGUAUGGGAGACGGCCUUCGGGCGGAUCGGAGUGGGUGUCUGCUGGGAUUCGUGGUUUCCCGAGACGGCCCGGCUGCUCGCCCUUGGCGGCGCCGACCUCCUCCUGUUCCCUACCGCGAUCGGUAGCGAGCCGGAUCGGCCGGGCUACUCCUCGGAAGACGCCUGGCGGACGGUCAUGCGUGGGCACGCGAUCACGAACGGCGUCUUCGUCGGGGCUCCGAACCGGGUUGGUGUCGAAGGCACGAUGACCUACUACGGCGGAAGUUUCGUCUGCGAUCCCUUCGGCGAGGUGGUGGCUCAUGCCGGUGACGAUCCCGAAAUCGUGUUUGCGGAUCUCGACUACGGGAAGAAUCGGGAACUGCGCGAACUGCUCCAGUUCUUUCGGGAUCGGCGGGUCGACACCUAUGGCGCCUUGCUGCGGGUAUCACCCGACCUCGGGUCGUCCGAGUAG
This is a messenger RNA of Geodia barretti, 888 nucleotides long. Lineage: Eukaryota; Metazoa; Porifera; Demospongiae; Tetractinellida; Geodiidae. The record is from the annotation of a GenBank genome assembly.